This is a messenger RNA of Solanum lycopersicum (tomato), 4408 nucleotides long. Its product is annotated as putative E3 ubiquitin-protein ligase RF298. NCBI's taxonomy places the organism in Eukaryota, Viridiplantae, Streptophyta, Magnoliopsida, Solanales, Solanaceae. The record is from RefSeq and is a predicted model, not a curated record.
UUUGACAACCAGGGUUGAUAUCAUAGCCAAUAUAUAUAAGGUAUUGGGAGCAAAGGAUUUUUUUUUGGUGAUACAUGAGCUAGAUGAAGGUUUUGAUUUUGUUUGGACCUGUAAUGUUCCGAAUCCAGUCAAACUUCUUAAUUCCUUGAUUUGGCAUGGAGUGAGUGGUUUUUGAGUGGAUAAGCUUAUAGGCACUAUUGGUGGCAAACUUACUAUUACUUUUGAGGAUAUAGAGUCUUGGCGAUAUCUAAAGCGACCAUUGCUUUUCAACGUACGUCUAGGGCAUGUGGAGUUCGCGUUAAGAUUAAUCUAAAAUGACUAAUCAUGUCUAGUGUUGAGGAUGAUGUCAUGAUUGUUUCCUGAGGUAACGACAACCCUUUAUUUUCACUAACUACCUUCGGUCUCUUUUCUUUCUGAUACAUUUAUUACCGACAGAAGUAGUUUUCUCAUUUUCGGUAAAAUUUUCAAAAGUUGUCUGUAAGUGGAAAUUUUUAGGUUGGAAAUUUUUCCGUACAAUUUUCAAAAGUUACUCUAAAAUGGGGAAUGUCUUUUCAGUUUCAUGUCUGGGACACAUGGAGAGAUCAUAUUGAGAAUGAUCUCGUCGUCGGUUAUCAAGGUAAUUAUUUAUGACCUUUGCUUAAGAAUAUCAACUCCGUUCACCCUUUCUAAUGACAACCUUUGCUUAUUGAAAUGGAGGGAAAUACUGAUUGUAUCAUUUAGUUAAAUUAUUUCAGACAUUUUCCAUAAAAUUUAGUAAAAUUGAAAUAAAUCAAUACGAGAUAUUGGUACCAUUAAUUUAAAAAACUAAUGUGCUACAACAACAUUUAUAAAUUAUGUUUAUUUUUUAAAAGUCAUCUAACUAUAAUUACUUUUAUUUGAAAUAUACUAGAAAGACUCAUUAGAUCCUAUGAAUUGGAUAUAUGUUUUACUUCUUUGACUUAUAUCCAACCAUGCCAAAGAUUUGUGGAUUUUCACAUUGACUAUAUGUAUUAUACAAUAAAUACUUCAACAAACUCCUUUAAAAUGGAAAAAAGUUUUAAAUUACAUUUUAUUUAUGGAUGAGUUGGACAUUAAAUACAGUGUACUAACCAUAAUUUCCAUCAAGUCAGUGACUCUAUAUAAUGAAUCCAAAGUUUAGUGUUUGGCACCCCAAACAAAAACAACUCAUUGCUUCUCCUAAAUGAAGUUUACCCUUUCUUUAUGCCUUUUCAAACUCUUUAGUGAGUGAACCUUUUGAUUUUGGAUUUAACUUUUGUUAAAUCGAGUUUCUUUCUUGAUAUAAAGAAUCCAUUUUUUUCACUUUUUGUACGACCCCUUUUUUAAUUGUCUUGAUUUUAUUUUUGGGAUGAGUUUAUUUGAGUUUCAAAAGAUUGUUUUAUAAUUGGUUUCUUGCUAGAGUUUGAGCUUUGAAGUUUUCUGUGUUCGUCUUUGAUAUUGCUUGUUUUGUUGGAUAGAGGUUGAACAGUUUCUUUUUUGCCACUUUUGAUGAGUGAAUUUUUUUUCAUUAGAAAUUUAUGUUUUUUUAAUUUAUUUGAGUGCAUAUUUAAUUAUUUUUUUUUGCAGAAAAUGAUGUUUUUUAUAUAUAUUUAAGCGAUUUUGGGGAAAAAAUCUUUUGACUGAGAGGAAUAUUUUAUUUUUCUUGUAUAUCCAUUUGCUUUGAUAACAUUGCUGCUUUUAGUAUGAUUACUAGAGUUGUUUUUUGUUGUUCACAAUUUUGUUUGAAUAAUGAAUACUAAUUUUCCCUUUUGUUUUGGCAAUUUUUAAUUUCUCUGUUGCUAUGUUUCUUAUCAAUUUUAACGGCCGGAUUUCCACUGAAUGUUGUUACAUUGAAGAAUAGAGAUUUAAGUAACUGAAAUGUAGUAGAAUUUGUAAUCUCAAAGAAUAUUAAUUCUUUUGCAGCUUCACAUGUAUGAUAAUAUUGUUGGUUCAUUGAGCUAAACUGGAGUUCUUAUUGUUUUUAGCCUGUCUUUGGGGUUCCACAUAUAUGAUAAAUAUUUCUGCUUUGUUUGUCUCACUGGAAUUGUUCCUCUUUCUAUUAGCCUGUCAUUUUGUUUUUUCUUUUAUUUAUCCUAUCAAAGAAUUAUUAUCUACUUCUUUUUUGUUUAGCUACUCUAAUUCUCUGUUUUUAUGUUUUUAUCUUUAACUUAUAAUCCACUCAUGUCCAUAUUAUCACUUGAAUGAAUUUUGUUGCAGGAGCGAAACUAUUACAGCAGUAAUAAACACUCAAAGAUAACAUAAUCAACAUGGUUGAUGAUAACAUCAGUGAUGAUGCGGAUGAAAAGUCGUUGGCGAUUUCAGAUAAGGAAAAAGGAAGCAGGAACAAGAGGAAGUUUGAAUCUAAGAUUCCUCUUGGAACUUCUUCUGAUUCACAUGGGUCGUCUCUUACGGAGUUUCAAAAAUCUGAUUUAUUAGAGAAACCAACGAAAGGAGUCACUCUAUUUGAGUUUGACCCAUUGACGAGCAGGUGUCCUCAGUAUGAUGCUGAACAAGAAGUGGAAACUGCACCAAAUAUAGAUUCUGAGGACAUGUCGGCCUACUGUAGUUUUGUUUUGGACAAGAAACUGGACUCGUCUUUUUCUGGUGCAACAAGGAAGAGUUCGCACUCUAAAAUGAAAAUUUUGGUUAAAUGCAAUCAACCUCUAGCUAAAGAAAGUUUUGAUAGUCAAUGCCUUUCCUCACCCAUAGCACCUGCAAGUGACACUUCCAAAGUGCCACCUAUUACAGAUAAUAUAAGUGAAAAGGAUCUGGAUUCAUUAUCCAUGGAGCCUAAGUCCAGCAAAAAAAUCCCCGCUAACACAACUAUUUCUUCUGCGGUGCAGGAUUAUUUUGUUGGUAUCCCAUAUGAUGAGUCUUUGGGUAAAUAUGUCCCUCGAAAUGAGAGAGAUGAAACUAUAUUAUUUCUAACUUCUCAUUUGAAGACACUGCAGGAAGAGCUCCAAGGGUGGUCUGAUUGGGCAAAUGAGAAGGUAAUGCAGGCUACCCGGAGGCUUUGCAAGGACCAGGCUGAGCUUAAAAGGAUGAGGCAAGAAAAAGAAGAUGCUGAAAAUGUUCACCAGGAAAAGAAUAUGCUGGAGGAAACCACCAUGAGGAGGAUUAUGGAGAUGGAGCAAGCGUUGGUAAAUACUAAUUCCAUGGGUGAGACAAUUAAUUCUCUUCUUAACACCUUGGAGAUGGAUAAUGUUGGACUGAAGAAGGAUUUAGAAGCCGUAAUGCCCUCUGCCGGCAAGCAUGCUAUGAACGUCAAUAAUGCUUUAGCAAAAGAGCAGGAAGCACUAAAGAAGUGUCAAGCAGCGGACAUGGAGAAGCGCUCAUUUGACGAGGAUUUAUCUGCUAUCAAGCAGGAAAAAACUUCUUUGCAACAGCAGCAAGAGAAAGCCAACAAGGUUCUGCACCAAUAUAAGGAUCUAUUUAAUCAUGAGGAAUCGGUGAAACAAAAAUUUCAACAACAAGUUGAUUGUCUGAAAAAUGAAAGAGAACAACUCCGUGUUAAGGGAAAAGUGCAGCGGCAUAAUUUUAGAGAGAAAGUAGAGAGAAACAAGCAAAAGUAUAAAGAAGAAACACAAAAGUGUGAGAGUGAAAUUUCUCAGUUGAGAUUCCAAUCUCAAAGAUCAAUAACAGAGGCACUCAAACGAGGCAUUCCUCAAUUGACAAAGGGUUUAUCAACCUAUGCAGAAAGUUCAGACUCUAAUGUUGUAAAGAUGGAGAGGGAGUGUGUUAUGUGUAUGCAUGAACAUAUAUCAGUGGUCUUUCUCCCUUGUGCACAUCAAGUUCUUUGUGAAGAUUGCAAUGUGCUUCAUCAAAAGAAAGGAAUGGACGAAUGCCCUUCUUGUAGGACACCAAUUAAGGAGAGAAUUAGUGUCCAUUUUCCUGAUUCCGAAUAGUUAGCAACUUCAGAAUAGCAGCAGGAAAAUGAAGCUUGUCAUUAUUUUUUUUUCAGAAAAAGUUUCUUCUUUCUUCUGGCCUUUCUUUCCUAACGUAACUGUAAUAAAUAUUAGGAAAAUGCAAAAAAGGUAUAGAGAUAUGUAGAAAGUACAUGUCAGAAGAGUUAGAAAGAGGGAGACCUGCUUAAUGGUUGUAGUAAAUCCUCAACUUUGAUGGUUUAAAAAAUAAUGUUGUUCUACGUGCUUUAACUUAAUCUACAUACUUUUUUUUUAAUUUAACCAUUUGUUAUUUAAAACGUAACAUCCUACUAAUUUUAUUCGCCCAAGGGGUAAAUUUUCGUUCACACGAUUCAAACUUUAGAUAUCUUAUUCCCAUUUUCCUUUAUACCACUUCCCAAGCCAAACAAAUUACUUCUUUGCCACAUUCUAUUAACUUACACCGGUUUCCUAACCUUGUUCUUCAAAAUUAACUCCAUAUGAUAUAGAGUAGUUGGAUCUUGAUUGUCUACUAGCAAGAAGUGGAACUU